Messenger RNA from Pelodiscus sinensis (Chinese soft-shelled turtle), 6141 nucleotides. The record is from RefSeq and is a predicted model, not a curated record. Lineage: Eukaryota; Metazoa; Chordata; Testudines; Trionychidae.
AUGAUCAAAAUAAAAGCUUCCCAAGAAAGGAGCCCAACACCUAUUUAUGAAACUUCGACACUCGUUCCUGGCAUUACUAGAAGUACACAGCCAUUAUUUACCACCACUUGGCUGGCCUUGAGACUGGUGAAUUCAUCCAACAGAUGUGAAGGUCGUGUGGAAGUCUAUUAUAAAGGAUCCUGGGGGACAGUGUGUGAUGAUUCUUGGGAUCUCAAUGACGCAAAUGUUGUGUGCAGGCAGCUUGGAUGUGGAUAUGGUGUUGAAGCAAAGGGCAGUGCCUAUUUUGGUCAAGGCUCAGGAAAUAUUGUCCUGGAUAAUGUAAACUGCAGAGGAUGGGAAAACAGUCUGUGGGACUGCCCUCAUGCAGGAUGGCUCAAUCAUAACUGUGGUCAUUCUGAGGAUGCUGGUGUCAUCUGUUCAGAAACUCUGCAAUCCACUACAUCAUUGCCCUGGUACACAACCACUGCAGCAAGAUAUACUUGUGGUGGUGUCCUUCAAUAUUCAUCUGGGUCAUUUCAUAGCCCGUUCUAUCCUGGAAAUUAUCCAAACAAUGCAGAUUGUGUGUGGGAAAUAGAAGCAGAGAACAAUUACCGUGUAACACUUUCGUUUAGCCAGAUCUCGACAGAAGGUGGUAACUGCCAAUAUGAUUAUAUUGAGAUAUAUGAUGGACCACUCUACACUUCUCCUUUAUUGGGGAAAAUUUGUUAUGGCUCCUAUCUCACAUAUACAUCAUCCUCAAACUUGAUGACAGUUCGAUUUCACAGUGACUCGAGUGUCACAAACAGAGGGUUUCGCGCUGACUACUACAUCAUUUCAGCAAAUCAGGAUACUACUCUUCAGUGCAUGCCAGAAUACAUGCACGCAGUUGUUAACAGAGCCUAUCUUCAAUCACAAGGCUAUGCUUCAGAGAAUGUCAGCUUGAAUGAUCCUUUUUGUAAACCAAAGAUUACAACAAGCUAUAUUACAUUCAACAUACCAUACAAUGGCUGUGGCACAAGGCGAGAGGGGAACAACAAUACUAUCAUGUAUUCCAACUUGAUCAAAGCAACUUCUUCUGGUUAUAUAAUCAAAAGGCAAAAAGAUCUUCACUUGCACAUCAUCUGUAAAAUGCUCCAAAACACAUGGAAAGAAAUAAUGUAUGUUGCUAGGGAUGCUAAGGAGGUCAAUGAAACGCAGUACAGUAGAUAUGAUGUGAACAUGUCAUUUUACGAAUCAUCGUCCUUCUCACGGCCAGUGUAUGAGUCUCCGUACUACGUUGAGCUGAACCAGAAUUUAUUCCUUCAAGCUUCAAUUCACAGCUCUGACCGAAAUCUGGUGUUGUUUUUGGACACUUGUAUUGCAUCACCUGAUCCCAAUGAUUUUACAACAAUAACCUAUGAUAUCAUCAGGAGUGGGUGCAUUAGAGAUCCUACCUACAAUACAUACUAUUCACCUUACAGCUCCACCAUACGGUUCAAAUUCAAUGCCUUCAGAUUUCUUAACAAACAUUCAUCAGUUUAUCUGCAGUGUAAAAUGGUGGUGUGCCAGAUAUAUGAUUAUUCUUCCCGAUGCUACCAGGGCUGUGUACCCAGGUCCAAGAGAGAUACAAGCUCUCACCAAGAAAAGGUGGAUGUUGUUGUUGGGCCAAUUCAGCUUCAGAAAGAUGGUAUCCAGAACAGGAAUGCUGGGCUGGACAAUUCUGAACAUCAGGAACGCAUGGAUUCCCACCGUUCACUUACUGCUACUGCUGAUCAUUUCCAGACUCCAUUUAUUGUUAUGAUUGUGGUGCUUGCAGCUGCUGUUUUCACUCUUCUUGGGUUACUUCUGAACAGUAAACUCAGGAAAGAGGUUCCAUACCAGUUGAUGUCAGACAAAGAAACCAAGCAAUCUGAUCUCCGUGAUGGAUCCAGGCAGAAAAUCUGGAAAGGAAAUGUGAGUGAGAGAAACCAGCUUCAACCAGAAGUGUAUAAGGAGCUCUCACAAGAUGGGUACCAUGAUGAUCUUCACUUCGAUGUUUCUGUUAACUUCUGGAACUCUGCAGGCUACUACAGAAACCACCUCUUUCCCCCUAGCGAGCACCUCUCUAAAUGGGUUGACCUAGAGGUGUGGUUUGGCCACAUAAUCGUCACAGCAGUAAAUUGUUGUUUUUUACAUGAAUUGGAUACACCCCAGUUGCCACAGAGUUAUGAAAAGGAACAAAACCACAUCUCAUAUGCUAAUAAUAAUUGCCUUGCUUCUAAUUUAGGGCUGGCCUUGAGACUGGUGAAUUCAGCUAGCAGAUGUGAAGGUCGUGUGGAAGUCUAUUAUAAAGGAUCCUGGGGGACAGUGUGUGAUGAUUCCUGGGAUCUCAGUGACGCAAAUGUUGUGUGCGGGCAGCUUGGAUGUGGACAUGCUGUUGAAGCAAAGGGCAGUGCCUAUUUUGGUCAAGGCUCAGGAAAUAUUGUCCUGGAUGAUGUAAACUGCAGAGGAUGGGAAAACAGUCUAUGGGACUGCCUUCAUGCAGGAUGGCUCAUUCAUAACUGUGGUCAUAUUGAGGAUGCUGGUGUUAUUUGUUCAGAAGCUGCUGGAUACACAUCUCCAUCAACCAGUAACUCAUCACUAACAUGUUAUCCAUCAAGACAUAAAAUUGAAGACCAGGAUACAACUCAUUAUGGCCUUGGUACACAACUACUGGAAGACCAGGAUACAACUCAUUAUGGCCUUGGUACACAACUACUGGAAGACCAGGAUACAACUCAUUAUGGCCUUGCAAGAUACACUUGUGGUGAUGUCCUUCAGUAUUCCUCUGGGACUUUUCAUAGCCCAUUCUAUCCUGGAAAUUAUCCAAACAAUGCAGAUUGUGUGUGGGAAUUGGAAGCCGAGAGUAAUUACCGUGUAACACUUUCCUUUAUAGAUAUGUCGAUUCAAGGUGGUGGAUGCCAAUAUGAUUAUAUUGAGAUAUAUGAUGGAGCACUCUACACUUCUCCUUUAUUGGGGAAAAUUUGUUACAAUUCGAAUCUUACAUAUACAUCAUCCUCAAACUUGAUGACAGUUCGCUUCCACAGUGACUCAAGUUUCACAAACAGAGGGUUUCAUGCUGACUACUACACCAUUCCAGCAGAUCAGAAUACUACUCUUCGGUGUCUGCCAGAAUACAUGCACAUAGUUGUUAACAGAGCCUAUCUCCAGUCGCAAGGCUACGUUUCAGAUAAUGUCAGCUUGAUUGACCCUUCUUGUAAACCAAAGAUUACAACAAGCUAUAUUACAUUCAACAUACCAUACAGUGGCUGUGGCACAAGGCGAGAGGGGAACAGCAAUACUAUCAUGUAUUCCAACUUGAUCAAAGCAACCUCUUCCGGUUAUGGAAUCAAAAGGCAAAAAGAUCUUUACUUGCACAUCAACUGCAAAAUGCUCCAAAACACUUGGAAGGAAAUAAUGUAUAAUGCUGAGGAUUAUAAUGAGGUCAAUGAAACACAGUACAGCAGAUAUAAUGUGAACAUUUCAUUAUAUGAAUCGCCAUCCUUCUCACGGCCAGUGACUGACUUUCCAUACUAUGUUGACCUGAACCAGAACUUAUUCCUUCAAGCUUCAAUUAACAGUUCUGACCCAAAUCUGGUGUUGUUUUUGGACACUUGUGUUGCAUCACCUGAUCCCAAUGAUUUUACAACAGCAACUUAUGACAUUAUCAAGAGCGGGAAUCCUGACGAGAUGAGUACCACAAUGUUCUUCACUUGGCUGUGUCUGUUAAUUUCUGCAAUUCUGCAGACAACUCCAGCACAUGCAACAACAUAUGACCCACCAUGGCCCUGGUACACAACUACUGAUCCUACUACAACUACAUCAUGGCUGUCUUCAACAGCAGAGAGAUAUACUUGUGGUGGUGUCCUUCAACAUUCAUCUGGGACAUUGAGCAGCCCAUUCUAUCCUGGAAAUUAUCCAAACAAUGCAGAUUGUGUGUGGGAAAUAGAAGCCAUGAACAAUUUCUGUAUAACUCUCUUGUUUAGAGAUAUAGCGACAGAAGAUGGUAACUGCCGGUAUGAUUAUAUUGAGAUAUAUGAUGGGCCACUCAAUACAUCCCCCUUAAUAGCAAAAAUUUGUUAUGGCUCCUACCUCUCAUAUACAUCAUCCUCAAACUUGAUGACAGUUCGAUUUCACAGUGACUCGAGUGUCACAAACACAGGGUUUCAGGCUGAGUAUUACACCAUUCUAGCAGAUCAGAAUACUACUCUUCUGUGUUUGCCAGAAUACAUGCAUGCAGUUGUCAGCCGAGCCUAUCUCCGCUCACAUGGCUACAGUGCAUGGGAUGUCAGCUUGAAUGAUACUUCUUGUACACCAACAAUUACACCAAGCCAUGUUAUAUUCAACAUACCGUACAAUAGAUGUGGCACAAGCCGAGAGGGAAACAACGACACUAUCAUCUAUUCCAACUUGAUCAAAGCAAUCUCUUCUGGCUACAUAAUCAAAAGGCAAAAAGAUCUUUACUUGCACAUCACCUGCAAAAUGCUCCAGAAUAAAUGGAUAGAAAAAAUGUAUGUUGCAGAUGAUAUUACUGAAGUGAAUGAAUUGCAGUACAGCAGAUACGAUAUGAACAUUUCAUUUUACGAAUCAUCGUCUUUCUUACGACCAGUGUAUGCGUCUCCGUACUACGUUGACUUGAAUCAGAAUUUAUUCCUUCAAGCUUCAAUUCACAGUUCUGACCCAAAUCUGGUGUUGUUUUUGGACACGUGUGUUGCAUCACCUGAUCCCAAUGAUUUUACAAGAAUAACCUAUACCAUUGUCAGGAGCGGGUGUCCUAGAGAUGCUACCUACACUACAUACUAUUCACCCUCCAGCUCCAUCAUACGGUUCAAAUUCAAUGCCUUCACAUUUAUUAACCGACAUCCAUCCGUUUACCUGCAGUUUAAAAUGGUGGUAUGCAGGGUAGAUGAUGGUUAUUCUCGAUGCUACCGGGGCUGCAUACCCAGGCACAAGAGAGAUACAAGCUCUUACCAGGAAAAAGUGGAUGUUAUUGUUGGGCCCAUUCAGCUUCGGAAAGAUCGCAUGGAGAACAGGAAUGCUGAGCUGGACUAUUCCAAACAUCAGGAAGAUGUAGAUUCACGUGGUUCAGUUCCUGCUAUUGCUGGUCAUUCCUAGGCACCAUUUAUUGUUACAGCUGUGGUGCUGUCAGCUGUUCUUUUCACUGUUCUUGCAUUUCUUUUGAAAAAUAAACUAGACCCCCAAUUCUGUAUGAGAUAAUGUGAGACAAUAAAGACACCAGCAUGUGGUAAACAGUAAUAUCUCAGUUAUAAAUUAGCAUUUGCCUAAUGAUGCAGUUUCUAGCAUUUGCACUAAAUAACUUCUACACGACAAUUAAUGCUUAAAAGAGGAAGUAUGAAAACAUUACUGUAAUGAGGUUACACUCGGAGUUCUGGUAAAUUCAGGUGAGAGAUGGGCCUGCAGUUAAAAGCCCAUGUCCAAAUAACAUGGAAAGGCAGGAGCAGUUUGAAUCCAAAUUUCAACUCUCCUACCUGCUGCCAUUUCCAUUGUCUGAACCUCAGCCCUGUGUCUAGCCUACCAGCUUCCUCCCCUCAAUCUAAAACCAAACUUUUCAGAUCAGGACUAUCUCUAGUCUAGAUAGACCAAAAACUGGGUUCAAUUCCUAUGUCACCACAAAUACCUUGUGUGAUCAUGAGUGAGCCGCAGUCUGUCUGUGCUUCAGGUGUCCAUCUAUAAAAUGAAGAUAACUGCACUCCGCUACCUCACAGGGUUUGUGCAAGAAGAAAUGCAUCUAUGACUGUGAGAUGAGCAGGAAAAGGGGCCAUACAAGUACCUAAAAUAGACAGAUAUUGCUUUGUUUUGACAAUUUGAUACAUAAUAGCGAGCAAUCUGAUAUUAUUUUUUAUGUUUACCUUUUAUGCCUACGUAACAUACUUCAGUCAAUGUUAAUCAACAAACUAUUUGAAAGUUUUCUCCUUCCCUUCCUUUCAAGACCGUGUUUCUAACAUCUCAUAUUACAUUGAGGAGUCUAAUUUAAUAGAUUGUGUUAAUUUAUAGAUGGGAUGAUUUCCAGGCUAAAUGAUCCACUUAUGCAAACACAGCAAAUUAAAAGCAUAAAAGGAAAUAUUUACAUAGCAAUAUUUCUAUUAGUAUACUUGCAAAUAUAAUCUGCAUGCAUCUCCAAAUUACUGCUUUGUAAUAUGAAGA